Heteronotia binoei (common prickly gecko) is the source of this 1402-nucleotide messenger RNA. It is a transcript of the gene HTR1E, whose product is annotated as 5-hydroxytryptamine receptor 1E. Gene Ontology annotation, molecular function: neurotransmitter receptor activity; G protein-coupled serotonin receptor activity. NCBI's taxonomy places the organism in Eukaryota, Metazoa, Chordata, Lepidosauria, Squamata, Gekkonidae. Gene Ontology annotation, biological process: chemical synaptic transmission; G protein-coupled receptor signaling pathway, coupled to cyclic nucleotide second messenger. The record is from RefSeq and is a predicted model, not a curated record. Bases 101 to 1186 code for a protein of 361 amino acids. Gene Ontology annotation, cellular component: membrane; dendrite. The transcript has a single exon.
CUAUUUCUGGGUUUGAAGUACCGUCGUGAUCUUCAUGAAUGGACAAAUUUUAAAUUUGAUAUUGUGAACUCUUAGAAGGCAGCAACUUCUUUGUGACAAGAUGAAUAAUACCAACUUCACCUCAGAAGCCAACAUGGCUGUCAAAUUCAAAACAGUGACAGAAAACAUGCUGAUCACCCUGACCCUGUCCCUAAUCACCACCUUGACAAUGCUGCUGAACUCAUCUGUCAUUUCAGCCAUUUGUACAACAAAGAAACUCCACCAGCCUGCCAACUACUUAAUAUGUUCCCUGGCUGUUACAGACUUACUUGUUGCUGUUUUGGUUAUGCCCUUGAGUAUUACAUACAUCGUAAUGGAGAGGUGGACUUUGGGCCAUUUCCUCUGUGAAAUUUGGCUGAGCAUCGACAUGACAUGCUGCACAUGCUCAAUACUUCACCUUUGUGUCAUUGCACUGGAUAGGUACUGGGCAAUCACAGAUGCUAUUGAAUAUGCCCGGAAGAGAACUGCAAAGAGAGCUGGCAUUAUGAUCAUUACUGUGUGGACUAUCUCCAUUUUCAUUUCCAUGCCUCCUUUGUUUUGGAGAAACCAGAGCAGUUACAGCAAUUCCACCGAGUGCCAGAUCCAUCACAACCAUGUUAUCUAUACAAUUUACUCCACGUUUGGAGCAUUCUAUAUCCCUUUGACGCUCAUACUGAUUCUUUAUUACAGAAUCUAUCAUGCUGCCAAGAGUCUUUACCAAAAACGGGGUUCGAGCCGACACCUCAGCAGCAGAAGCACUGACAGCCAAAACUCUUUUGCAAGCUGCAAGCUCACACAGACAUUCUGUGUGUCAGACUUCUCCACCUCUGAUCCCACCACAGAAUUUGACAGAAUGAAUGCUUCAGUGAGGACUCCAACCUCAGACAAUGACCUUGAUUUGGCUGAGGACCGUCAACAGAUCUCCAGUGUACGGGAGCGAAAGGCUGCACGCAUUCUUGGGCUAAUUUUAAGUGCUUUCAUUUUGUCUUGGCUGCCAUUUUUCAUUAAGGAGCUCAUAGUGGGUGUUGGGCUUAUUACUGUAUCUGUAGAACUGGCUCACUUUUUGACAUGGCUGGGUUAUGUGAAUUCUCUUAUAAAUCCUCUCUUGUACACUAGUUUCAAUGAAGAUUUUAAACUUGCCUUUAAAAAGCUUGUUAAGUGUUGGUAACACUCUUAAAACAGCUCUGGAACCCAACAGUGUGACUUAUUGGCCUUAAAUAUGAGAAAAUGAAUUCAACCUAGCAACUCUUCUCCUUUUGAAGGUGGAGGCAUUAAAAGGGGGUUUUGUUUUUGCUUGUCUUUAACCUGUGCAUCUGCCCUACUGUUUUCUACCUCUUUGUGUCAUGAGUACAUGAGCAUCUAUGCCAUGAAUUUCAAAUACAUU